This is a messenger RNA of Danio aesculapii, 1706 nucleotides long. It is a transcript of the gene nhej1, whose product is annotated as nonhomologous end-joining factor 1. The record is from RefSeq and is a predicted model, not a curated record. Bases 392 to 1381 code for a protein of 329 amino acids. The transcript is spliced from 8 exons. NCBI's taxonomy places the organism in Eukaryota, Metazoa, Chordata, Actinopteri, Cypriniformes, Danionidae. Gene Ontology annotation, molecular function: DNA end binding. Gene Ontology annotation, cellular component: DNA ligase IV complex; nucleus. Gene Ontology annotation, biological process: double-strand break repair via nonhomologous end joining.
GUCAAGUCUGUCCUAACAAGGACUUUUAAGUCAUAAUUUAGAUGUAAAAAGUCAUUAUUUUAACCUGUUUACAUACAGUAAUCUCAUUUAUUCCAUUAUAACUGGAGUUUUGGCCAUUCCAGGCUGGUCUUAGCUGGUCAGGCUGGGAGAUGACCAGCUAAAACCAGCCAACCAUGCUUAGGUUUAUUUAAGCAGUUUUUUUCCAGCAAGGUUGUUAUUACUAUACUAAAAUUAACUAUUAUUUUAAAGUAAUAUUUGUGAUUUACGCAUGUCAUAAUUUCAAAAGUCAGUAACCUAAAAACAACAAACAAACAAAUAUUUGAGUCAUGUUUAUGUUUUGGCGGAACCUUUCCUACCGGAACGUUUUAAUACUCGUCUGCUUUGACAGGGAAUGUGCAUCAGUCGAAACAGCCCCGGUGUUGGAGUGUUCGUACUGUGUCCUUGUGUGGAGAUGGAUGCUCUUCUGUCUGCUCUGCCGUGGGUGCCAGUGAACAUCAGUGGUUCUGAUCUACUAGCCAAAGCCUGGUUUGGUGACUCUCAGUACCGUGUGCUGCUGACUGACCUAAGUACUGUGUGGGAAGAAGAGAUGAACACUGAUGAUAUACAGAGCCGAGCACAGGAUCUGAACAAGCGUUUACGGGCUCCUGCGCAGGCGUUUUUCUCUCAUCUGUGUUCUGUGGCUCGGCCCUGUUUCUCUGGUCAGGAUGAGGAUCAGAUCUCUGCAGCACAGGCGGUUCUUGAACAGCAUGGUGAAAACCUGACGGUCAAGCUCAAGAGUGAACUAGCUGGACUGCCCUUCUACUGGGAGUUUCGAUGCACAACAACGCCUGUAGCAGUGGUGUGCAGGCAGCUUGUGCGCCCCCUGCUGGCCAUGAGUCGAGUCUUGCAGCGACAGGCAGAGGAUCUUGCAGCUCUUUUGGCCCGUAAGGAUGCAGAAAUACAGGACUAUCAGGAGAACGGAGCCAUCCUGAGUCGAGCCAGACUCCAGACAGAGCCGUUCGAGGUGCAUCAGUACAAGGAGAACUUCCUCACGCAGAUUUUACCACAGAUGGCUGUGACGCUGGACAGUUUGGGCUUUGACUCCGAGUUGCAGGCCUUGUACAUGGCAGUGAAUUCAGGGAAAACGGGUCAAAAACGCAAACGCUCCCCUGACAGCAGCCCUACUGCAGAAGAAAAGCACAUCACUGAUCAUAAACACCUCUCUGAGUCCACAGGUGCUGGGUCUUCGCUGGCUUCUCAAGAACACAAUAAUGUCAAGGAAUCUGGAAGAUCUCAAGUGGCGGACAGUCAACAGACUCUGCCAUUAUUAUCUACUGCUGGGUCUGAGGAUCGGUCCACCUCACGGGCUAAGAAGAAAAAAGCAGUUGGACUUUUUCGGUGACAGACAGUUCAUGCUUCUGCAUCAGAAUAACGCUAUGCAUAUGGACACUUUUUAAAUUCCUGAAUGCUUUAUAAACAUUUUUAUUCCUUUUAGGUUGGAUUUUUUAAGGGAUGUUGGACAUUUUAAUGUUGUUUUUAUUCUGUAUGCUCGUCUUAACAGUAAAUGUCUUAAAGAUUAUGAAUAAAAUAUUGAUUUUAUUAACACAAGUUCUAGUUCUUCAGGUAGCAUUCAACAUUCAGCAUUGAAUUCAACAUUCAGCAUUAACUCCAAAUGUGUUAAAACUGCAGAUAUUUGAUAGCAAAUAAAUGUAAACUAAUGUAUCGCU